CAAGGGCCAAGUUUGUAAGUUUUGAAAACAACAGGGUAGUUUCUGUCACUAAUUCAACCUUGAGGAAGGUUUCUAUAAACCUUGCUCCUAGCAUCGGCUCCGCCGUCUCGCCCACACCAGUAACGACGAUUAGCAUCAUCUCCACAGGUGUUUUACAAUUCGUAUUCUUGUAAAGACUUGAGCAUCAUGACGAAGUUCAGGAAGCUCAAUCGUCCUACCGGACAUCGAAUAUCCAUGCUCAGGACCAUGGUUUCUCAGCUGGUGAAGCAUGAACGAAUUGAAACUACUGUUGCCAAGGCAAAAGAAGUUCGACGACUUGCUGAUAACAUGGUGCAACUUGGGAAAGAGGGUACACUUUGUGCUGCCAGGCGUGCUGCUGCCUUUGUGCGAGGAGAUGAUGUUAUUCACAAACUAUUUACCGAGUUGGCUUACCGAUACAAAGAUCGGGCAGGAGGGUAUACAAGAGUGCUUCGAACUCGAAUAAGAGUUGGUGAUGCUGCACCAAUGGCAUAUAUUGAGUUCAUAGACAGGGAAAACGAGCUUCGACAGUCAAAACCUCCGGCCCCACAACCCGCUCAAAGACCACCGUUGGAUCCCUGGACAAGAUCUAAGCUUAGCAGGAGUUUCGCAUCUCCUAAAGAAGCCAAAAGCUCAGAAGCAGAGGAUUAAACCUUCUUGUCGCUGAAAUCAUCCCUUCUGGAAGGUAUUAAACAAUGUCAACGCUAGCUUUGAUACUUCUAGUUUAAUAUUCUAAGUUUGUAGCAACAUUUUAUGGCUUAGAAUGAAUAAUUUUGUUUGGCUGUCUAGUGAAAGAAGUUUUAUGAGUCCUUUUAUCUCAUUGUUUAGGAGAGAGAAUCUGGAUUAUCCGAGUAUUAUUAUAAAGAAUUGAUUUGAAUUUUUGGAUUUCA
Molecule: messenger RNA, 908 nt
Organism: Helianthus annuus (common sunflower)
Lineage: Eukaryota; Viridiplantae; Streptophyta; Magnoliopsida; Asterales; Asteraceae
Product: 50S ribosomal protein L17
Exons: 7
Coding region: 187-669 (160 amino acids)
Biological process (GO): translation
Cellular component (GO): ribosome; large ribosomal subunit
Molecular function (GO): structural constituent of ribosome
Source: RefSeq, a predicted model, not a curated record